AUGAAAGGUUCCGCCAACACGAUCAGGACUGAAGCAGUGCUUGUUGACAGCCAGAUAGGGCUUGUGUCUCAAAAGAUGAAAGGUUCCGCCAACACGAUCAGGACUGAAGCAGUGCUUGUUGACAGCCAGAUAGGGCUUGUGUCUCAAAAGACUGUCGACCUUCUUGUCGAGAUGUCAACGCCAUUUGUCGAGGACGCCGUCCAACUACUCCUCCAUCGUGGUAUACCAGUAUCCUCGCUUUUCCAAUUUCCCACCAAAAACGAACUUCUCGUUGUUCAAGGAAAAUUCUUGAGGCUUGAAACCGACAUAGACUUUCCGAUGUUCCUUUAUUAUUCCACUAUUGCCUAG
Cooperia oncophora is the source of this 348-nucleotide messenger RNA. The record is from the annotation of a GenBank genome assembly. Lineage: Eukaryota; Metazoa; Nematoda; Chromadorea; Rhabditida; Trichostrongylidae.